Messenger RNA from Paraglomus brasilianum, 129 nucleotides. NCBI's taxonomy places the organism in Eukaryota, Fungi, Glomeromycota, Glomeromycetes, Paraglomerales, Paraglomeraceae. The record is from the annotation of a GenBank genome assembly.
AUGGCGGCUGUCCGUUCGGAAGAUUUCAUGGUGGCGUCAUAUGAUAUCACCGAUGGGGAGCCUGCGAGAAAACUAUGCGUAGAAAGACAGGCGUUAAGAGUUACGAAUUUACGUGGAGACGAAGAGUAG